This is a messenger RNA of Salmo salar (Atlantic salmon), 6599 nucleotides long. RefSeq names its product SPHK1 interactor, AKAP domain containing (gene sphkap). Gene Ontology annotation, molecular function: protein kinase A binding. Lineage: Eukaryota; Metazoa; Chordata; Actinopteri; Salmoniformes; Salmonidae. Gene Ontology annotation, cellular component: mitochondrion; cytoplasm. The record is from RefSeq and is a predicted model, not a curated record.
CUUUGUGCGCGCGUGUGUGUUUUGAUAUAUAUGACGGGAAAUGCUCCCGCUCCUCUUCAAGCGGACAGUCAUUUUGCUCCUGGCUGCACGCUGUUUAACGACCGUAGUACAGACACUCGCCCGAAGUCACGGUAACGUCACCGUAGCGCUGGAAUUUAUCCUCUCCUCGGUCGGGGAUGUGCAUUUGGACAGGAGAGUGUCCUCCGGACAGCGACGCGCCGCAUUGCUACGCUCCUCUCCUACCUAGGACAUACAACAUCCGGCUCCGGUAGCUUAUCUUGGACGGGAUGGCCGGUGCUAAGUGCCUUCUGAAGACGCCGAGUAACUUCCAGUCAUCAGCCAUGUUCGAGGGCUCUGAGUCGGGAGAUGCCGAAGGAGUCAGCACAGAGAGUACCCUGGGAUCCUCCGUCACCGCCUGCAAGAAGGUGCUGUGCAGUAGCAGUGUGCUGGACUCGUCAGACUACUGGCUGAGGAAUGAGAAGGCUCUGUGCAGGCUGGGCCUCCUGGAGGAUGACGCUGAGGGGAGAAGCAAUACGAUGUGCUUUGUGAAUCUGGACCAGCAGAAGGUGGAUCGUCACAACGACAGCUGCAUCAAGAAACUGGCCUCGAUCUCUCCAGACCUGCCCAAGCUGGUUGGCUCUCUGAGCGUGCGACAGCCCAAGGUGAACGAGAUCCUGCUGCUCGGUGGUUUGGAGACUCCGGACCCCUCUCACCCUCACCAGUACCCCACCCACACACAGGGCCAGAGGUGUACAGAUGUGUGCCUGGUCCAGUGUGCUGGGGGCCGGCGGCCCACCAGCAUCAUCUAUGAGAUCAACAAGUUCCUGAUCGGGCUACAGUGGGGUCAGGAGAGGCAGGGGUCCCAGGGGUCCCAGGGGCGGAUGAUGGCAGGGCAGAGGCUGGAUGAUGACACCAAUCGCUCCUUCUCAUCCAUAGAGGAGGACUUCCUCACUGCCUCAGAACACCUGGGGGAUGACAUCGAGGAUGACGGCUUACGAAACGAGUGCAGUGAUGUGGCAGUGGGCUUGGCAGACGCAGCACACAGCGACAGACCUGCGUGUCAGAGGGGACGCCUGGGCCAGAACCAGUGGCAGGACAGCGAGGACUCUGAGGUGACCAUUUGCGCCCCCCCAGCCACCAAGAAACAAGGAGGAAGGGCACCGGCGAGAGCUAGCGGUCACCACAAUAAGGAGUCGGCCGGCCACUACGCCACCAACCUGGCUGAGUCGGUACUGCAGGACGCCUUCAUCCGCCUGUCUCAGGACGAACCGUCUUUCGCCACCGAGGCUGCUGUGAGCAUGUCCCCCGGCAGCCACCGCCCCCCCGCCGGCCUCACCAGGACAGGAGCGGAGGAGCCCUCUCGGGCACGCGCCUGCUCUUUCGAGCUGCCUAAGAUCGUCAUAGUGCAGAGCCCGGAUUCUUGCGAGGGCCUGCCGGAGUGGCUGGGUACCCAGGCCUCUCACGUGGCUGUGGAGUAUGGUGUUGGUGGUGCUGCCAGACAGGUAACGGCAGAACACGGACCAGAGGUCCAUAGCUUCCACCCUACCACCACUACCAGUGGACGCCACCCCAACAAACCCCUGCAGCGGGCCCUGGCAUGUGCUGCCAGCGUCAUCGGCACCAUCUCCAGCCCACAGGUAGCAGAGCAGCUAGCGAUGGAGCCAACAGAGGAGGACAUGGAGAGAGAGGGACAGAGAGACCCUGAGGGCACUGACUACUCCUUCUCCUCAGCCAUGUGCGGUAUGGCCCAGGUGGCGGGGGCAGUGGCCGUUGUGGAGCUAGCUGAAGAGGCCGAGGAGGGGGGCUGCGAGUCAGAAGACGACUCCACCACCGAGGUCUACUCAGCCGCCUCCGUGGGACUCCUAUCUGCAGCGCAGGCCUCCACGGCCGUCACUCUUCACUGCAGCGUUGCCGAGGGAACCAGCAUCGAGGCCUUCCGCACCAGCAUCGCUGAAGUUCUUCACAAGGAGGCAGCAGGGGUGCUGGCUCAGCCCCAGGACUACAAGAGUGUGGCCCACCUACUGGAGUCCACCCACAACAGGAUCGUGGAUGGCAUCACGUCUCCCAAAAAGUCCUAUCUGGACAAAAUGGAUGAAACUGAGGUGGACGAUUUCAUCAGCGAGGUGGCCAAUGGCCUCUUCAAGCACGCGUUUGAGAAAGCUAAAAAGAAAAGAGAACUAGAAGGCCCGGGCAAAGACGUCCCUGAUAUCCAGGGCUUUCUGCAGGAGAGCGUGAGCAAUGUGCUCUUCGACGUCCUUUGUCUCACUUCAAAGCGGAUCGGUGACAUUUCUAAAUGUGAUAUAGGGUCGUUUGACAGACAAGAGGAUGAUAUCGGCUCCAGGGACUAUGAGGCGGCCGCCACCACCAAGGAACCAUUAAGUCAAUUACAGCGCUUCGUCGGCUCCAGCCAGCCCGAUAAUUGUGAAGCCCACUGGGCAGAGAAGACGCCCAUCUACUCUGCGAUAAUGGAGGACAAAUAUGGACUCGAGGAGAGGGAGAGCGAACCUUAUGGGUCUCACAGCUCGCCACAUAUCAGACAGCAGCAGCAGCUCAGACAAGCUCCGACGAAAGUCUCGUCCUCUACUAAGGACUGCUAUGACCUCCAGGGCCAGCAGGCCAGAGGAAACAUCAGAGAGCCUUUUACAGAGAGCUUACCCCACCAGGUCUCUUCAUCCCUGGGCACAGAGAAAAGAUGGAGAGCCAGUACGGACAGCAGACAGUCUUCUCUGACCCCUCAGUCCUCUUUUAGCUCCUCCACCACAGGGGCCUUGGUCUGCCUAAAGAUGGACUCAGAGUCCAGAACUACCCCCGUCAACUACUUCGCUGAUGACCUGGCCACCACCGUGGUCUCAAUGGCCACUGAGCUGGCCGCCAUCUGCCUGGAGAACUCCAGCGGGAAGCAGCCGUGGUUCUGUGCCUUGAAGGGCGCAGCCGGCUACUACCCCGAGGGGGGCUACCUGCUGCCCUCUUGUUGCACGGCCCUCCGCAGAAAGGAGGGCCAGAACGGCGGUGUGGCAUCCAAAAAGCACCGGCCGCCACGCCUCAGUGAGAUAAAGAGGAAGACGGAGGAGCAGCCCGAGUUGAUGGAGUGCCUGGUCAACCGCGUGGUGGAUGAGACCGUCAACCUAGACGACAUGCCCCAGACUCUAGACCCAUUUGCACUCUUUGCCUCCGAGGUCACCGCCCGCAUCAUGAACUGCCCCGAGCUCAACGUAGUUGACACCUCCAAGCCCGGCCAGCAGACCCGCAGCCGGCUGCAGUGCGAGCGGUGGAGCCGGGGCAAGGCCGCCAGCUACGAAAGCAUCCCAGAGGAGGACGCAGGCCCCCCGGGUACCCCCAACACCCUGGGCCCUGGCAGCCGGCUGGGCCAGAACCUGAGCAGGGGAGGCUCCAUCUCUAAGCAGUCCAGCUGCGAGAGCAUUACGGAUGAGUUCUCCCGCUUCAUGGUGAACCAGAUGGAGAUGGAGGGCCGGGGUUUUGACCUGCUCCUGGACUACUACGCCGGGCAGAAUGCCAGCAGCAUCCUGGCGGCAGCCGUGCAGCAGGCAGCCACCAAGAAGAACGGCCACCUCAAUGUGAGGACCACCUCCUGUCUGUCCAAGCAGUCCAGUACGGAGAGCAUCACGGAGGAAUUCUACAGGUUCAUGCUCAAAGACAUGGACAUGGAGAGCAAAGACUACAGUAUGGGCAGAACUAAAGAGUGGAGCAACAGCCUAUUGCCUCCAUCUCCCAGAACCCUCUUCUGUAUCCGUCAGUCCUCCGUGCCAGACAGACGUUUCUCAGACUCCAGGCUGACCGUCAACUCGCCCAUCAAGGCCAACUCCUUUGAUGGCUUCGUCCGCAAUGUGCACGGGGACACGCUCAACAUCUACCCCACCAACUCGGUGCAGGUGUCUGCCACGGGCCUCUGCAAGUCUGACUCAUGUCUGUACCAGAGGGGCCAGACUGACCAGAUCACUGACAUGCUGAUCCACGAGACCUGGUCCAGCUCCAUUGAGUCCCUGAUGCGGAAGAACAAGAUCAUUGCGGACCCGGAGGACAGCAUUGACCUAGUGGAUGCAGAGUCCCAGACCCACAUGCUGCAGUAUGCCAACCGCCUGGCCGCAGACAUCGUGGAAACCGGGAAGUCUGUCCUACAGGAAGGGGAUGGAGCCGGAGGAGGGGGCGUGGUGGGGCGACAACAACACAUGCCCGUGGGGGAGAGGAGGAGAGGCUUCAAACAGUCCCGCCCUGGCUGCACCCGGAGCAGAGCCAGCCAGGAGCAACCAGGAGGGGGCGGAGACAGCACAUGUACAGCAGCGGGUCCCCCCAUCAGGGGCCCCAGGGAGGUCCCUGUACCGGUGAUCCACAUCGAGACAGAUCAGAGGGACGAUCCGGAGUCUGGAAAUCCAGUGGAAAGGGCCUGGCAUCACCCCUGGGACCCAGCGCCCCCUGAGGGGACAGCCCAGUGGCGUGCUGAGAGGGCCUCAGUGAGCCGCAGCAGCUUUGAGAGAGACAAGACGGCAGUGCCCUCUGUGCCCGCUGCAGUACCCGCUGUAGAUGAACGAAACAAGCGCUCUCUGAGUGCUAGCAGUGAGGACAGCUCAGAAAGCUGGUCCCAGAUCGCCCCUGAUGACGACCCCCACGAGGAGACCAGUAGUUUUAUCCAGCUGAGCGAGGGGAACGGGAACAGCAGCACGUCUAGCCUGGGUCUGGCAGACUUGGAGGGCUUCUCUGACAUCCUCAGUCAGAGCACAGUGAACAGUGAGAAGGCAGAGAAGGGUCACCUAAGGGAGAGCAAGGAGAACGUAAACGAGGGCAGCUCACUGUGGACAGUAGGGGGCAGUAGCAGCCACAGGGAGCUUCUGGUGGUCAACUGUGACUUGGAUCCAGAGUGUGUGGACUCAGAGCUGCGCUUGGCCCUGCAGUGGAUCGCUGCCUCCGAGCUGGGCCUGCAUGCCGUUUAUUUCAGGAAGUGUAAAGACAGGAGGACGUCGAAGGUGGGUGCAGCACAGCACAUCCAGUUCCAGAGGGUGUUGCAGCUGGUGUCUCAGAAGGCAUGGAGGAUCGGAGAUCUCUUCAGCGCCAUCAUCCAGUUCUGUAAGCUCCACCAGGAAGAGGAGGAAGGAGGCAGCUCUCUGUCCAGUCUUUUCGACUGGCUACUGGAGACCCACUAGGCUCUGCCAACACCCCUCAUCUACACAAACACACACACACACACACACCAGCCAAUGUCCCCAACUGUGCCCCAUGCAUCAAACCCCACCAUCAAGCCUAGUGAUUCCUAGCACACGGAGUGUGAAUCAUGAAAAACCCCUAGCCUGGUAGCCAGAUCGGUUUGUGCUUUAGCCAAUUCCUCUUUUGUUAAUUGUGAUGUAAGCCAUGACAAGGAACGCUAGAAGUUUUGGCUAAAGCAUCAACAGGUCUGGCUACUAGGAUAGAAACCCUUUACUGGUCCCAGAUUAGUUUGUGCUGUCUUACCAACUCCUAUGGUCAAUGGACAACGAGGAGUAGAAGAUCUGGCUGAAGCCCAAACAGGUCGGGCUUCCAGGCAACAACAAAAAAAACACCACACCCAUGAUAUUAUACACACCUUAUGGGACUGAGGACUUUCAUUAGGCUGCAGUGAGCAGACAUGUCUCCCUUUAAUAAGAUAAGCAUGUUUCUCAUUUUCUGAUGCACGGUCCCUAGUUAGACGAACCCAAGGAAAACCCAGCAUCAGUUUGGGAUGUAGGCCUUAUUUAUUUAGUGCAAACAAAUCAGCCAUCUGAGAUUCUAGCCUGCAGAAUUUGUAUUCCUUUAGUUGUUAUAUAUCCUAUACAUUACAUUUUCACAAUCUGAUGUGUUCAUUUAUAAAUGAUGUAUUUAUUCAACAUAAACACACACACACACACACAACAAACAACAAGGCACCAAUAGAACACUGUACCCCAUUCCCUCAACCAAUCGAACUCAAAAAGACACCAGAUGAUGUUUUAAUGUACAGUAGCUAUCUUGAAGAGACUGUCAGACAGCAGCCAUCGUUUCAUUUGGGAUUUGCUGACAGCAACAUAGGUGUGCACUACUCCACUUGACAGUUGCCCAGAGCCUGUAUUCACAAUGUGUCUCACAGCAGGAAGGCUGAUCUAGGAUCAGAUCCCACCCCUGUUCUGGUAAUCAUACCAAACGGAUCCUAUAUCAGCCCUCCUAAUCUGAGAUGCUUUGUGAAUACCGACCCAGAUGAACAUAGUUGUCAUUUACAUCGGCCAACGUUGUCUACUUCUGUUGUAACUUUGAACUCUGCUUAUGUUAUCUGUCGUUCUUAUGUAAGUAAUCUGUCGUUCUUCAUGUUCUUUGAGAAUUGUUUAUUCUGGAUAGCUGUACAUAUUGUAGAUUCUUGAACUGCUGCACCUUGGGGUAGAAAGACUGCUCUCUAUCAUUUCAUUUUUACUACUUUCAGAAAGACAGAGAAGGUUUGUAGUGUCUAAUUUGUACGUGAAUCUGGUUUGUCAGGUUUUAUCUGCGUAGUAGUACUCUAGUGUUAAAUCGUUGGCAUUAAAAAGCACACAAUUCAACUUUGUUGCUGUAGAAACUGAAUGUAUCUUUAUCUUUUGAGAUCAAUAAAUCCAUGUAAUAUGUGA